AUGGGAUUUGAUAACGAGUGCAUACUGAAUAUCCAAUCUCUGGCCGGAGAGUACUUCUGUCCUGUUUGUCGUCUACUUGUCUACCCAAAUGAAGCGUUACAGUCGCAAUGCACCCAUCUUUACUGCAAACCAUGUUUAACCUAUGUUGUCAGCACUACUCGAGCUUGUCCUUAUGAUGGUUACUUAGUAACAGAAGCUGAUUCUAAGCCACUUGUUGAGUCGAAUAAGAUGCUUGCUGACACCAUUGGGAAAAUCGCAGUUCAUUGUCUAUACCAUAGAAGCGGCUGCACAUGGCAGGGUCCUCUGUCUGAAUGUACAGCUCAUUGUUCUGGGUGUGCAUUUGGCAAUUCUCCGGUUGUAUGUAAUAGGUGUGGCAUUCAGAUUGUGCAUCGUCAAGUUCAAGAACAUGCGCAAAAUUGCCCUAGUGUGCAGCCACAAGCACAGCAGGCUAAGGGUGGUCAGGAUACUGCUGCUGCCGGUACCACUGCUGCUGCCGAAAAUGAGCAACUCUAUGAGCCAGGUCCAUUUUGA
This is a messenger RNA of Theobroma umbraticum, 531 nucleotides long. RefSeq lists its product as uncharacterized. Gene Ontology annotation, molecular function: metal ion binding. Lineage: Eukaryota; Viridiplantae; Streptophyta; Magnoliopsida; Malvales; Malvaceae. The record is from RefSeq and is a predicted model, not a curated record.